AUGAAGAUCAAUAUUACCGCUAGACUUGCGUCCAGCGUCUUUCUUCUCGCCUUAGUUCCUGCAGCCCGAGCUCUUCCACAAUGGCUUCAACCACACCUUCGUAAUGCCAAUGCGGAUGUGUUUGCUCCUCGAGAUUAUACAAUCUAUGAGAGAGCAGAAGGUAUUCAAGAUCGCUAUACACCAUAUGGAUAUGGACCUCAACCUACCUCCACCAUAAACCCAGUCGCAACCGCUGAUCCUGAGGGGACUUCAUCAUCCAGCACUAGAACUGGUUCUGCCACGGCUUCUGUCUCUGGUUCUUCUGUCAGUGGUAUCCUUUCCACUGGUACUUCUCCUGUUAGUUUCUAUACUGGUCCAGGAUCGGUUGAACCUUCUGUUGUUACUUCUCCUACUGUUGCAUACUCUACAAUCACGAUUCCAGUUUCUGCUACAGAAGGUUCUUCCACGGAUUCGGCAUCGGCGUCGGCUUCAAGCUAUGAUUCAGGAACUUCUGCUUCAGUAACAGGGGCCAUAUCAUCGGAAUAUAGUGGAAUUUCACCAACAAUACCUGGAGCUAAAGAUACUACUUCUUCAAAUUCCGAUAUCAGCUUGCCAACAUCAUCUGGAGCACCAUAUACUGCUCCUUCAGGGUCUAGUGGUAAUUCGCCAAUAACAUCGGCAAGUACACACGAACCAUCUGGUAUCACUACGUCAGAGCAUUCUUCUACCACUCCAAGUGCAACCACUACUGAUCACUGCAAUCAUGACAAUUGUCUUCGCGAAUUCAUUCGAUCUUCUUCCAUCGUUGGCCCAUUUUGUGCUACAUAUACUUUGUCAGAAAAUACUGCCACUGCAGAUCUUCCAACAUAUGUUUCUCAAUGUCAUGACUCGCCCUCAAGAAUAUCAUCUGCAUGUUCAUGUUUGAAUACUGGUGCCGCUACUACUUCAGGAACUGUCGGUAGCAGUACAUCUUCGACACAAGCAGGAGCAGAAACUACAUCCCCAAUAAGUGGUGCACCGACUUCUUCUGGAGCUCAAAGUUCUUCAUAUUCAUUACCUACAGGUCCAGAAUCUUCUGCUAGCCAAAGUUCUUCUAACGCUAGUUCUGGAAGCUUAGGCUCUACGGUGACUAAUACUCAAACCUACACCAUUACACCUACCAUCACUGUUCCCUCCGAAGGCCAGACAACUCAACCACCAGGAAGCGCAUCAGGUGGCGAGUCAACAACCACUUCACCGGGAAGCGGGACGACAAUCACUCCAAGUAUGAUAGGAAGUGAGAUAACAGCUUCUCCAUCCGGUGGAGAGACGAUAUCGACUCCACAAGGAGGUGAGACGACCCCUAACCCAUCAGGUAGUGAGACAACAACCGCUCCUGCUCCCAACACAACUACUACCUCUGGAGAUAUAACCCCAAGCGAAAGCUCAAGUAAUCCCAGCUACACUUCAGAGGUAUCGAAUACAGAGUCUGGAACGCCUCUGACCUCUACCGGCCCACCUCUCAUGCCUGGAAAUUCAUCCACUCCUGUCGGUCCAAUUAGCUCAUCAACAUAUGUUUCAGCCAGUUCGUCAUCUGCAGGACCAUACACAAAUACUUCAGCUUCUGCAACCGGUCCUGUGACUUCUGGAAUCUCAUCAUUCACUCCAUCUGGCGGCAUAUCAGCAUCGGUACCUGGUAGCUCAAAUGGUGGUAGUGCUCCUUAUACAAAUUCGACAUCGGGAUCAUCUCCAACAAGUACAAUCGCUUCUUCAGGCACUGCACCAUUUACCAAUCCUUAUCAAACUGGAACUGGUCUUUCUAGUGGAAGUAUCUCUGGCAGCAUUUCAAGUCCGAGUGCAUCAGCACCUUUAUACACAAAUUCGACUACUUUGGCUAGCUCAACUUACCUCGGUACUGCGCCAUUAUCUUCCGGCUCAUCAGGAAGCAUUAUUUUGUCAACAGGAGCUCCAUCAUCCACUCCUCUAUACUCACUCAACUCGACAUCCCCCUCAAGUGGAGUUGUGGGACCUACAGGAUCAAAUGUAUCUGGUGGUAUUAGUCCCAGCUCGUCUGCCAGUGCCCCUUACCCGACGGGUAAUAAUGCUUCGAUUACUACUGGUCCAACUGGUACAGGAUCUGCACCAACAUCCUCUUUAUUAGGAACUGGUAGCUCGGGUUCUUCUGUCUCUGGUAUCAUUAGCUCUUCCGCUGAAUCUAUUUCUUACUAUCCUUAUGGAAAUAGCACUUCGUAUACAAAUGGUCCAACUGGAUCUGUAAUAGGAAGUUCAAGCGCUGUAUCAGGUGGUGUCCAAUCAAGUACCGGUGUUUCAAGCGUAGGAAGCUACCCAUCUUCUUCUAAUGUAUCAGGUGGAAUCACUUCAUCGCUUCCGUCCUCUGCUCCAUAUCCAAUCUCCAACAGUACAGUAACGGCAGGACCAACUAAUCCAGGUACUUCAGUAUCUGGUGACCUCACUUCUGUUACUUCUGCACCACUCGGCACAGGAAGCUCACCAUCAUCAAGCGUUUCAGGCGGUAUUAGCACUUCGCCGGUAUCUUCCCAACCAUACCAACCUUAUCCCUAUGGAAAUUAUACCCUUCCGCCACUAGGCACAGGUACAGGAGGUGCAGCUACAUCCACGCUUUUCGGGUCCGGAAGUUCACCAUCAAGCACCGGCACAGCGCCUCUAGGGACAGGAAGUUCAAGCGCUAAUUCAGGAUCACCUUCAUCAGUUCCAUACCCAACUCCGUCCAAUGGAACUUUGACUAGUGGACCAACCGCACCGACAGGAACCUCGCCAAUAUCCAGCAGUGAUUCUGGCCAAUCUUCAUCGGCUCCAUAUCCAACUUCAGGAAACGGCACUUUGACGAGUGGACCAACUGGAACCACACCUGUCUUGAGCACUGGCACAGCACCUUUAGGAACAGGAAGUUCAAGUACUGAUUCUGGCUUAUCAUCGUCAGCUCCAUAUCCAACUUCAGGAAACAGCACUUUGACCAGUGGACCAACUGGAACCACACCUGCCUUGAGCACUGGCACAGCACCUUUAGGAACAGGAAGUUCAAGUACUGAUUCUGGCUUAUCAUCGUCAGCUCCAUAUCCAAGCUCUUCAAACGGGACCUUGACUAGUGGACCAACUGGACCAUCAGGAACUUCACCAGUCUCAAGCUCGUACCAAUCAUCUGUCUCUGGCAGCCCUACCAGUAUUGGUAAUGCAAGUUCGGUGAAUCCGGCCUCAUCUGCUAGUACUUACGAUCCUAAUGGAUCUACUUCCAGUCAAGUAUCCGUAGGGGCCUCGAUAUCAUCGUAUUCAGCAACAGGUCCAUUUAAUACCAGCACUGGAGCUUCUCCUACUACGCCUUUGUCCUCAGGUGACUCUGGUACAUCGAUCACGUUGGUAACGUCGACACCAUCUACGUUUGUAACUUCGGUCUCGACUGGUACAUAUGCUGGGACCAAUUCUUCUUCCAUCAUCUCAUCGGCGUUAACUUCUGACUCUGGUUCUUCAAUCUCAUCCACGGAUUCUUCAAGUGCUGUACCUUCUACAAAUGCUCCCACUCCAACCAGUACCUAUUCUCCACCACCAACUUAUGCUCCCCCACCUCCACCAUACUACGCGCCACCUCCACCAAAUUAUUAUGGCUGGGGAUCUUGGAGCAGAAAGCAUCAGAAUAGAGAUGUCGGCAGUGUUCGCCGUUGGUUCUGGUAA
Molecule: messenger RNA, 3666 nt
Organism: Botrytis porri
Lineage: Eukaryota; Fungi; Ascomycota; Leotiomycetes; Helotiales; Sclerotiniaceae
Exons: 3
Coding region: 1-3666 (1221 amino acids)
Source: RefSeq, a predicted model, not a curated record